Molecule: messenger RNA, 1045 nt
Organism: Aspergillus novofumigatus IBT 16806
Lineage: Eukaryota; Fungi; Ascomycota; Eurotiomycetes; Eurotiales; Aspergillaceae
Product: gamma-glutamylcyclotransferase
Exons: 6
Coding region: 1-831 (276 amino acids)
Biological process (GO): glutathione catabolic process
Cellular component (GO): cytoplasm
Molecular function (GO): gamma-glutamylcyclotransferase activity; glutathione specific gamma-glutamylcyclotransferase activity
Source: RefSeq, a predicted model, not a curated record
AUGACCACUCCAGAAACGACUCAAAGUCCGCCAGCUGGCCGAACAUGGCGCAACUACUUUCCCGACGGUGACCUUUGGGUAUUUGGUUAUGGGAGUCUCAUUUGGAAGCCACCACCACACUAUGACCAGCGAGUUCCAGGCUAUAUCGAUGGAUAUGUCCGACGCUUCUGGCAGGUUUAUAUCGCUGAUAACCGUAGUACCGACCAUCGCGGCACCCCAGAAGCGCCAGGUCGGGUGGUAACAGUCAUCGAACGGGGUUUCUGGGAAACCCUAGACGACCCGCACGCACAUCUUGAAUCCUCAACAGCCCGCGUCUGGGGCGCAGCAUACCACAUCCCCGCCUCUCAUGCCGAGGAAGUCCACGACUACCUCGACGAACGGGAAAUAGACGGCUACACCGUCCACUACACCCCUUUCAUCCCAUAUCUGCCGUCUCCGCAUCCACCGUCUCCAAGGCCCCGGGACGGAUGCGGUGCCGGAGACACAGCGCACGCCGCACCAAUCACUUGCAUGGUGUACAUCGGGCAGCCUAGCAAUCCGCAAUUCCUGCGCGAUCCGGCUCGGCGCGAACCGCAGGAUGUCGCGGAGGUGAUUAGCUGCGGGCGUGGCCAGAGCGGGAAGAACACCGAGUAUCUGUACCUGCUCGAGAAAGCGUUAGAGGGGCUAGGGCUCGGGAGUGCUGAUAUGCAUGUCACUGACCUGGUACGACGGGUCAAGGCGAUUGAGAGCACGGAGGAAGCGACAGCCGAACAGGCGGCUGCGGAGAGAGAUGUGAAGGAAUCCCUCGAAGCGUCUUGGGCCGAGGCGCAUAGGGAUUCGCAGAUCGAAUAGUGUGCAAACUUAUGUACAGAUGACGGCUAUACAUGAUGAUUAGAUAGAAUAGACGGUAUACAUUGGGUAUAUACAUGUACCCGUACCCGACUGAAGGUCUGUUGGACUCUACACUCGACCACCUUCGAUAAAGAUUUGGGCCUUCUCCUGAAUGAAAGAUCCCCGUCACUGAGAAGUAGAAUUGCAAGUAGGGAAAGAAGAAGAAAGAGAAGGA